AUGUCUUCUUCUUCUGCCGGAGAAGUCACAGCAGCAAAUGACAUCAAGAGGGAAAAUGUGAAGGAGCUGGAUGAGCGCGAGUGCAUCAAGUUUGUGGCGCUGGACGCGGCGGAGUUGUCCAUGGAGCGCGCGACUCCCAGCGCGGACGCGGUGCGCACGGAGCUGUUGGUGAGCGCCGCUUCCUCUCUGGCUUUCUCCCCGGAGCAAGUGGCGUGCGUCUGCGAGGCUUUGCAGCAGGGAGGCAAUGUGGACCGGCUGGCCAGGUUCCUGUGGUCCCUGCCACAGAGUGACCUGCUGCGCGGCAACGAAAGCAUCCUGAAAGCCCAAGCCCUGGUCGCUUUCCACCAGGCGCGGUACCAGGAGCUGUACAGUAUACUGGAGAACCACAGCUUCAGUCCGUCCAACCACACCUUUCUGCAGGAUCUGUGGUACAAGGCCCGAUACACUGAGGCGGAGAAGGCGCGGGGGAGACCACUGGGCGCCGUGGACAAAUACCGGAUCCGGAGAAAAUACCCUCUCCCCAGGACUAUCUGGGACGGCGAGGAGACUGUGUAUUGUUUCAAGGAGAGGUCUCGGAACGCGCUGAAGGAUCUGUAUAAUCAGAAUAGGUACCCAUCUCCUGCCGAGAAAAGAAACCUCGCCAAGAUUACAGGACUCUCCUUGACCCAGGUCAGCAACUGGUUCAAAAACAGGAGACAGAGAGACAGAAACCCUUCCGAGGCACAAUCAAAAAGUGAAUCAGAUGGAAACCACAGCACAGAGGAUGAGUCUAGUAAAGGCCAGGAGGAGCUGUCACCCCGGCCCCUCUCGAACUCCUCAGAUGGGUUGAUGCCCCAUGGGAUUCAAAGUGGGCCUCUGGACAGUGGGGUGGUCAUCCAACAGAUUGGGGACAUCAAGAUGCCCCCUGGAUCCAACAGCGGCGGCCUCUACAACGGAAGUCUAGUGACAAGCAACACCUCCUCCACCAUGUUUCACAAUGGUGGCUCGUCUUACCUCCACACGCCUGGGAACAUCCUGUUCAACGGGCUCAAUUUGGGCAUCCAGCCCUUGGCCUUCAACCCCCUGAGGUCGUCUGGAGGGGUUUUGCUGGGGGGCACUGGGGUGGACAUGCAGAUGCAGGAGAAGGGACUGGGUAGUUCUCCUGAGGACUCCGGCCUCCAGUACACCUCCUACUCCGGCUGUGUGAAUGGAGCGGAGGUGAAGCUGGAGGGGACUCACUCCAUGGCUGCCCAGAACGGAGGCUCCUCCGUGCUGGCGUUCAGCUCGCCGUCAGGCGCGCUGCAGCUGGGUGGCUACAGUCUGGUCCACGUCCCCAGUGGAGUGUCGGACAGCGACAGCGGCUCGUUACUCAACAGCGAUGUCGGUCUGCCGACCUUGCAGCUCUCUGCGUCAUCUGCCUCGACCAUCUCACAACAAGGUCCUUUACCUCUGGACAACGUCGCCGUGAGUUCCUCCAGCGACGACUCCUUCCAGCAGCAGGACAAGCUGACCAUGACGUCUCUGCACCACAGCACCGUCCUCUACAGCUUGAGCAACGCCGGCCAGCCGUCCAUCAAGAAGGAGCCGCUGGAGGGAGGCGUCUACUCCUCCUAUCACCACGGCCUUCACUUGGACCCCAAUGGUCAGCUCAGCUACACCACUCCUAACUCUGAAGAGGCUCCGUCCAGCCGAGGUCCAACCUCGACCACGGAGGUCUCCGCUGUCGCCGUGUCUAGCCCCGAGCCGGAGGUCUACACCACCCUCACCAUCAGCACGCCGCUGAUGGCCCAAACGGACGCAAGAAGCCACCACCUCCAGCCCACGGCGUACCUUGGGGGCCACGAGGUCCGAGGGCCCUUGCACCUGAUGGGCCCCGGCAUGAACAGCAACUUCAUGAACCUUUCAGACAACAAAGUGGACGGCUCCGGCUCAGGCAGCAUGAAUGAGAUGGUGCGGGCGAUGUGUGGGGAGAUGGAGGCUGUGGAAGGCAAGGAGCUAGCCAAACUACAGACAGUGCAAAUGGACGAGGACAUGGCUGACCUGUGACCUCAAACCAGUCUCAGAAGAACUUGUGUCCUCCCCAGCAGUGACAUGGUGAAUCUUUUUACCCUCGUGUGAGCGUGUGUUGUUGGUUGUUUUUUUUAUUAUUAUUUUUUUCAUUUCCUUUAAAUGUUAAAUUAUUUGUGUUUAUUUGACUCUUACAAUGCACUCUAGUCAGAGGGGAAGCCCCAUGGGCGGGCAUUAUCAAUUCAUCAUGAAAUUGAAAAAAAAAACAUGUUUUUAAAGCUUUGCUAUCCAGAAGAAACACUUCGCAGACCGAAGAAGUCGCUGUGAGUGACUGGGCCACGUUUUAAUGUGCAUUUUUAUAGACAACACCUGCUACUUCCUGUUGAGUGGAUUUGAUCCGCAGGAACAGGUGCUGGAAUGUCUCGGGUCAUGUGACCAGGAUGUUCCUCCAAACCAAAUGCGUCAUCUGGCUCGAACCAAAAAGGUCAUUCUGUUGGGGGGGAGGGGAGGGGAGGGAGGGAGAGAGAGAGAGCCUUGGUGAAAAUGAUCAGUUAGAUGUAGAGAGACUUUACUGAAGGACAACACACACAGAUAAAUAAAUUAAAGGUUGAAAAGCUGCUGAUUUAGGGGGAAGUGUCCUUCAGUAAAUCCUUUAAAUUGCCUCUCAAUUGACCGAUUUCGUGAACGGGGGGGAGCGUUGUUGAGUGUGGGGACUCGAGUGAAGACGAAUGUGCCUUUUCCGCUACUUAAACUACACAAUGGCAUUGGUCUGUUCUGGCAUUUGCACUACUGUGACGACAAUGCAACGUUUCCCAACGGCCUUCACGUUGAAGGGUUUGUCGAUGACGCGGGAGCGACAGCAAAUGCACGUCGUUCAAGCAUCGCCCCAAACCGGUUUCGCCGGGUUCACGCGUCGCCCGCCGUUUAUAGUGACGCAGCUCGUCGUACGUCAUAUCUAUAAAUGUGACGAUCCUAUAGCAUAUCGUGUUUCAAUAUCGACGCGUCUGUCGGAAACGACGUAUUUUUCUACGGAGCCCGAUGCAAAUAUCUACAGGUGUGUGCUUUGAAAAGGUACAGCGAACAAAGGUACAGCAUUAAGAAGAGGACAAACAUGUGGUUGCUGUUUUUUUUAUCGUCCUACUUUUAAACCAGAGGGGGAUUGUGAUAAUUCCUCUUUGCAUGGCGUCAUCACAUUUGGGACAUUAGUGCCUUUGACUUUUAUUUUGUAAAUAAUACUGAACGUGUAAGCUCAAGCUGUAGGUCACAGGUGGGGCGUCAGAGGAUGAGGGAAGACCAGAGAGAACGCAAGAGCCCGUUUGUCAAGUGUGUCCAGUGCUUUUCACAACAGGAUCCCGGGAUUCCUCGCGGUCAUACAUGACCGUCAUAGCACAUUUCAACAUUGCAGUCAAAGUCACAAGAUGCACAUCACAUGUUCUGACACCUUUGAGGACUGGGUUUCCUCAGUGCUUUAAUGUAAUAUACCAAAAAUGGAAGUCAUGGGCAAAUAGUGGGGUCAUUUUGUUUCUUUUGUUCUGUUUGUUUUUUGUUUUUUUUUAUCUUAGUUUGAAUAUGUUUGUUAUCUGGAUUUAUGUGAAUGUAUUUUUCUAAAUCUCCAUACUACAAUAAAAGUUUAUAUUUAUAAAAAC
Messenger RNA from Solea solea (common sole), 3632 nucleotides. It is a transcript of the gene six4a, whose product is annotated as SIX homeobox 4a. The transcript has 3 exons. Gene Ontology annotation, biological process: regulation of transcription by RNA polymerase II. Bases 1 to 2025 code for a protein of 674 amino acids. Gene Ontology annotation, cellular component: transcription regulator complex; nucleus. Gene Ontology annotation, molecular function: RNA polymerase II cis-regulatory region sequence-specific DNA binding; DNA-binding transcription factor activity, RNA polymerase II-specific. The record is from RefSeq and is a predicted model, not a curated record. Lineage: Eukaryota; Metazoa; Chordata; Actinopteri; Pleuronectiformes; Soleidae.